This is a messenger RNA of Solea solea (common sole), 6814 nucleotides long. Its product is annotated as trichohyalin-like. The transcript is spliced from 19 exons. Lineage: Eukaryota; Metazoa; Chordata; Actinopteri; Pleuronectiformes; Soleidae. Bases 558 to 5621 code for a protein of 1687 amino acids. The record is from RefSeq and is a predicted model, not a curated record.
UAUAUAUAUAUAUAUAUGUAUAUAAAUGAUAUCUACUGCAGUGGUUCUUGGACCUGGAACAUAAAACACUAGCUCUUCUGUGAGAAGCAAACAUGGAUUUACCGAGAGAAAAACUCUGAAUAAAGGGAUUUAUUUAAGCAAGAAGAGCCAAUGCCUCAGUUGAAGGAAAGACCGGUCAACACAACAAAGAAGGAGGAGAGGAGUGAAAGAGCGGGGCUCAGUGAGGGGGUGAACAAGCUGAGUGCCAACUGGAUGUGGAGGAUUCUGACAAAGUCCAGCGUCUAUGGCGUCUCCAAGGAAACAAUGCAACAAAGUUCACAAAGCACAAGCAAAACUCACCGCAAGCUCGUCACUGCAUCGAGAGGAUGAGACUGGUCAGUGAACACAAGAAACAGAGCCAGCACAUCAACUCCCACACUCUGAAUAAGGAGCCCUCGCAUGAUCUCCAGAUCUCCAGGCAAAAUAGAACAAGGACACUGUAUUUUGUUUUCCAUCAUUGACAUUAGGAAAGGUAAAAAACUCAGCCAGUGGGCACAGACAAUCCAACGGGGGAUCACAUGGCCUCAUCAGAGACGAUGGGCACUGGAAGCACUUUUGUGACCGUGGCAGUGGACUCUUUGGGAACUGAUCCACACAUGUGGGGUCUGUGCAACAGAAUUAAGGUCCUGGAGCAGAGAACCGUUUCAACCGUCCAGUCUGACUGCUACCUGAGGAACAGCAUGCAACACUGUCAGAGGCUGGACCAAAGACUCCAUGUGCUCAGGGAGGAGGUCAGGACCAUGACUCAGGAGAAGGAGCGAGGGGAGCGGGUGUGGAGGGAGCGACUGCAGCGCUGUCAGAGGCAGCUGAAAGCCAAAGAGGACGAGAUGAGUCGCCAGUCCCAGUACUUUGAGAACUUUAAAACCCAACUCCAACACAAGCUCAGUCUGGCCCGGGAACGAGAGCAGAGCCUACAGAGCCGCAUCUUCACUUUAGAGAAGCAGCUCCUUGACUUGACCGUGAGUGCAGCCACUGGUAUGGCGACGGUCCGUGCGGUCAGAAUUACUGCCGGGACAGUAACAACCUGGGAAGUGCAAGACAGGCUGACUUCAAUGAGAGGAGAGGGUGAAGGAGAAGAGGAGAACAAGGAGGAGAGGAUGAAGCAAUGGCAGCCAAGGGUGUUGAUGCAAAGAAAUGGAGGACUGGAGGGUGAUGAGGGGACGUCAGAGAAAGAAAUAGAAGGCGGGAGAGACGGUGACACAAAACAGAAUUCAAAUGAGACCAGGCUGCAAGGUUUCAUACUGAGCCUGCAGGAGGACCUCAGGGUGCUGCUGGAGAGAGUGGAGGAUGGGAUGACAGAGCGUACGGGGCUGACAGAGCAGCUCCAGGAGGCUCAGGAGAACAACCAUGUCCUGGUUUGCAAAGUGGAGGAGAUGAAGGCGGAGGUGCAUCAGCUGAAGCUGUCCGAGGGCUCCCUGAUGGAGGAGGUUGAUGAGCUGAGGGAGGAGAACGACAAGCUCCAGCUGAUCCUCGGGGAAGCGGCACACCAAACAACAGCUCAGUUGUCAACAGUCCAUGAGCCCGUCUCCCUGAGUUCUGGCAUGAGCUCAUCCAGUGUCAGUCCCACUGUUUGUUCUGGGCUGUCCUCAGUGGAGAGCUCCGGAGAGGUUCAGGUGAAUUUGAGUGGAGGAAUCGAUGAGUUCCUUUCAUCCGCAGCUCCUUGUGAGCACCACCAGGUGUCAGCAGAGGGCGUACAGAGCCAAUCAGACUGUGGCUUCAACAACAACCUCAGCUUUCAGUCACUCUCCUUGACUAGAGAGAACAUAGGUGAGAUUAAAGUGGCGAGCAGGUGUCCUGAAGGGCUCUUAAACCUGGAGGGAAACUACAGCGAGGAGUCUGAAGCCCUGAGGGAAGCGUAUAAGAGUUUGGGCAUAGGGGAAGAUCUUGAAGCCCUUCAAGAGCAAUGUGACCGCCUGGAGUCUGCCCUGCAGCACACACAGGAACAACUAGAGGUGGUGGCUCAGGAGAACACUCGACUAAAAGUUCAACUCAGGAACCAGGUGGAGGAACAAGCUUCAGGGAGGAGGUCUUCACCAGAAAAGGCUGACCAUGGUUUAGCCCAGGAUGAUCUUGUCCAGGCCCUCAAUCAGGAGAACCGGGCUCUGGCAGACCGGAUCCAGGAGCUGCUGACUCACAUAGAGCUCAGAGAGGAGGAGAUCAAGAUGGAGCAAACACAGCUGAGGGAACAUGCCACUGGGUUGGAGGAGGACAGAGCCAGACUGGAGCAGGAGAACCAGGAGCAAGGGUGUUUGAUCACAGAGCUCACCAGGAAGACUGAGGAUGAUCUCAACACCAUCAUGGACCUUCAGCAAAAGGUAGAAGACGGCGGACAGCGGAACAUCCCAGAGGAACACGUGGACAGUGUGGUGGAAAGUGUGCUAAAAGAGGAGGAAGACCCACCUGGGGGUUAUAAAAGUGACCGUGAGCCUUUGCAGAACAACCCGCUGAAUCCUUUGCAUGUUAAUACACUGACUGAUGAAGUCGAGCACCUGACCAUGACAAUCCAGAGCCUCAGAACCGAGCAAGGCGACCUGGUAUGCAACAUAAACUCUCUGAGAGAGCAACAGGGAGAAGUAGCUUUGUCAAUCCAAACCAAAACAGAAGAGAAACAGCAGUUAACUCGGGCAGUGUGGGGACUGAAGGAGGAGAGAGACAGCAUCUCUCAUUGUCUGGCUGAUCUCAAACAAGAGAGAGAACAGCUUAACCGAACAGUCUGCGGGCUCAGAGAUAAAAGAGAUAACUUUGUUAAAUCCAUGAGUGACCUGAGAGAGGAGAAAGCGCAGCUAACCAAGACUUUGUGUGCUCUUGGAAGAGAAAACGAGGCACUGACGGAACAUCUCUCAAGUGGGAAAGAAAAGAGAGAUCAAAUCAUGCAGUCCUUACAAAGUUUACACACAGAGAGUGAUCACUUAACCCAAGUGGUGCUCAAUUUGAAGCAGGAGAGAGACGGACUCGCCGUUUCUCUCAAGGAACAGGAAGACCAGAGGCAAUCGACUUACGCUUCGCAAGACGAGCGCGACGCGCUGAUGAUGUCAGUUAGCAGCUUGACAGAUGAAAAAGAAAGAGCUGAGCAUUCAAUCACCUGUUUGAAAGUAGAGGAAAGGCAAAUAAUGCUUGCGAUUCAGGGUCUAAGAGAGGAAAGAAACGGCCUCCAAUCAGCUCUCUCCAGCCAAAUGCAGGCGGAUGAGAGGAAUCAGAGGCAGAAUGCGUGGAAUCAGUCUCUUAUCAGUGGUGACACGACAAAGACGGCAGAGACACUGGUCUGGACAGGAGAUGUGCAAAGAUGUCACUACAAAGAAAACUCUGCACAGCAGGAGGAAAGUGAUUUGCUGAGGGAGAUCGAAGCUUUGGGUGAACAACUGAAGAGGUCACAAGAGGAACUGGACAAAAGCCACACAGAAACAAAGAGGUUACACAGUGAACUGUGUCAGCUGGAGAUCAGGAGGGAAGAGGCUGAGAGGACAGCAGCUGAGAAGGGGAUGAGACUGGCAAGUGUGGCCUAUGAGAUGGAAGAAACCAGAAGGGACAACGAGUGCCUCAGUGGACAGGUGACGGAGCUGCAGAGCAAAGUGACAAACCUGGUGAGGGAGAAAAGUGAGGCUUUGUCUCUGAAGAAACAAACAGAGGAAGAGUACAACAUCCUCACAGCUCUGCUCAAAGCUAAGACUGUGGCUCUUGACGAGUUGAACCACGAGUACAUCGCUUUAAAACGAGGGCAGGUUUGUAAGGAUGACCUGAGUGCUGCUCUCAUGUCUGUGCGGACACGCUACAAUGACAUCAGAGCUAAGUACGAUGCACUCCUGAAAAAGAGGAGCCAGACAGAUCUGGAUGUAGCUCCUUUAAAGGCCAAGCUGUCGUGUCUGGUGGUGAAGUGUCAGGAGAGGAACAGCCUCUUAGGUCAGAUGAUGAAAGCUGCGCACAGACGAGGGUGCAUCGACUUCACACUCAGACAGCGAGUUGAGCAGCUGCUCGAGGACGCCGCUCUGCAGGACUACACUGUGGCAUUCACACCAGGGAGCUUCGGAAGAACCGGGGAUUACACUGCGGGGUUUACACCAAAAGUUAUCACAGAAUUUCCCGACGAAGCUACCGGAUUCACAUCCGCAAAUGAGCCAAAAUGCCAAAAUGGGUUCUCACCUAAAUCUGAACUCAAGGGCAGAGACUUAAAGAGUGAGACGCGUGCUUCUAUAUCCGUGACGGAGCCUUCAACAAAUCUACAAGACUGCAGGAGUGAAGUCAGACCUGCGGCAGCAGGGACACUGCAGAGAGAUGCCAACUCGACUGCGCCAAACACACUAGUGCAAGACAGUGAAGCCAAAGCUGUGUUUUCAGCAGCUAAAGAGAGUUUGAUCACCAACACUGCACAGCUUUUUCCAUCUGCCAGUGGACCAGUCCCAUCAACCAGAGGGUCAGAGUUUUCAGGAUUUCAUCCGGAUUCAUUGAAAGGAAAGUCCCCAGAUUUGAUCAGCUCAUCUGGAUCCUUAGUGAGUCCCACUCGUCCCUGCACCAUCACACGUGUCAGUCUGAACAGGAGGCUGAGCAGCCCCGAGAAGAUCAUGAACCUGCAUGAGCAGCUGCAGAAGACUCUGAUGGGCAGCUUCCAGGUCCCUGUAAGCAGAGGAAGACGACAGGAGCCCAGAAAAAGUCUGUCUGUUUCAUCCGCUGCUGACCUGAACCUGUCAUCUCAGACAAACAAGCAAAGUUUCAACAAACCCCGAACCAACUCCCUCCACGCCGCCGCUGCUUCAAGCCGAGCUAUGCACCGUCCUGUAGUAACAACUAAACCAGCCGCAACACUUUUUAAUGCAGUUGUGUCCAGGUCUGCUAACGCUGCAUUUAGCCCCAACAGCUUUACUUACAACCAUUUCAAAGCAGACAAACGUACAACGUCAACACCUGCUCUUUCUACCUCCUCUGACGAAUCAGCCUCAAACAGUGGUGCUAACAGGGCGACAUCCCCGGAAAUGACGACGACAGUCGCUGCUAUCUCUAACAUAUCUGAUACAAUGCACACAGCUCCGCCUCCGUCAACUCUGAGGACCAAUGCCUUUGACUCGAAUGACUUCAAGUGUUUUGACAGCAAUCCGAAAACCACUGCCUCAGACACGACUGCCCCUGGAAAAUCCACUGCCCCCAAAUUGAAUGGUUGUAAUGGUGCUGCCUCUGCUUACGAGGGAUUUUUGUUCACUGCGUCCUCGACUCACUCUCCUGAGAGAUCCCACAAGUCUGCUGCUCAAGAAAAGACCAAGUCAACAAGCCUAAGACUGGGAGCCCCAGCAGAGGUGCGCUCUGUCGAGGUCAUCAAAACAGUGGGUCAGAGCAGCCUCCUGAUUGGCUGGGAGAGGCCCCCGCUCGACGAGCUGGGCUGCAGUAACAGCACGUUUGUGUACGGUUACAGGGUGUUUAUCGAUGGUGACUUCCACAAAUCUGUCAUGAGCUCGGCGUGCACCAAGUGUAUUGUGGAGAAUGUCGACGUGAGCGUCCCCGUCCACAUCGGUGUCCAAACGCUGGGGUCUAACGGUCUGUGUUCAAAUAGGGUCCACGUCACGUACAGGACCUCGGACGGGACUGACCAGAACUGACUUUCUUCAUCUCACACAGUGGUUUAGAUCAACAAUGCACAGCCAUGUAUAGCUGCAGCCCUCGGAGGGACUGUCCCAACCUCCACCUCAGCUGAGACACCAGCACAUGGCACAGAUGUCCUCUCCAUGUGAGGCUCAGGUCAACCAUCAUUGUUACCUGUGAGCCGGCCACGGAACCUCAUUAAAUGAAGAUGUCAAAUACAGCAUUAGAUUCCUGCCUCUGUGCUGACAGUUAUUCUGCAGGUAGAGUGACUCCAUCCUUUUAUUUUUUUGUUUUUUUUAGAAGAACUUCCUGUUUCAGAACCCCACCCACUGGAUUAAUCUCAUGAAAGGAUUGAACGUUAAGACACGCAGGUGUAAGGCCAAGAAGUCCUGAAAAACUGAUGAUGCAAAUGUUUAUAAAGACGAGCUCAACUGCAUUUUCAAAAAGCUGCCGUGAUGCCUACACUCACUCACUCACUCACUCACUCACUCACUCACGCUGGAGGAGCGUCUGCUCCUGCUGCACAUUUCUACACUGGGUUAAAACUGUGACAGAUCGCGAGUCAUGUGACUGUAGCGUCACUGAAGAUCCCCACUGCUGCCUCUCUCCGGACUCAAAGACACCUUCACCAGCCAAGUUGAAGGGACUUUUGCCGUCUUUUUCCAAGCUACACUCUCCACAUUGUCAAUAUCAUCCGACUCGAUUUCACCACAUGAAGCCAAAUAUGACGAAAGAUGAUUCAGUCCAAAGACUUAUUAUCUCUUUCGUUCACCUCACAGGUCGACGGGACGUCUUUAAACACAGAUGCUAUUUUAUUUCUGAAAUUUGCACAUCAUCAUUACAUAAAUAAAUAAAUAAUAAUAAUAAUAAUAAUAAAAAAAAAAGCUAUUGCCACUGAUAUUUUUUUUUGAAGACGAUACUAUAAGAAACAUAUAUGAAUGGUGUAUAGAAAAUGAAAUCACACGUGUGGUUUAUAUGAGCUACUUUCAUACCUAAUCCAUGUCACGUCUGCACGCUCAUUCUGAUUCUUGUUUUUAUACAAAGUUCACGGCACGCGCGUGACGUCCUCUGCUAUUUUUACUGUACGCGCGAGUGUGGAGUGACCGUGGUGCAGCAAAUGUAUUUUUCUAUCUGUGAUUGAUGAUAUUGAUUUCCCAUUGAUUGCUUACAACUGUGUAUAGAAUAAAUGUUUAUAUGAUAUUAACUGUCA